Molecule: messenger RNA, 1394 nt
Organism: Hemicordylus capensis (graceful crag lizard)
Lineage: Eukaryota; Metazoa; Chordata; Lepidosauria; Squamata; Cordylidae
Product: meteorin-like protein
Exons: 4
Coding region: 177-1076 (299 amino acids)
Molecular function (GO): hormone activity
Source: RefSeq, a predicted model, not a curated record
GGGACUCCUCCGGGUUGCCCAUUUCAUUCCCUCUGGCUGCGGCACACACAGACCACCACCACCACCACCACGCCGCUCUCUCCCGCCCAGCCGCUCGGACUUUUCCUUCUCGCGCGGGGAGAGUGUUCUUGCAGGCGCUCCACGCUGGCUCGAGCAGAGGCUGCCCGACCCACCCUAUGUCCCAGGGGCGGGAGGCGUCGUGGAGCAGGCGGCGCUCGGCGCUCCCUCUCGUGCUGGUCUUGCUGGUGGGGCAGCGAUGCGCCACCGACUACUGCAGCUGGAAGGGCAGUGGCUUGAGCUGGGAGCCUCACUCCCGUGCUGUGGAGCAGGUCCACCUCCGCUGUACUGAGGGCUUCUUGGAGUGGAUGUACCCAGCACGGGCCCUCCGGGUCAUCUUGGAGCCCAACCUGUCGAGCGCCCGACACACCACUGUCUGCAUCAAGCCAUCCAGCAACUUCCAAGGGGCCAACAUCUACGUGGAGCAUGAUGGGCAGCUGCACCUGCUGUUGAGUGAAGUGGAGGAAUCCCGCCUGAACCAUGUGUCCUGCUUCAGCACCCACACACCUCAGCGGGUGGCCCUCUUCCUCCAAGCCAGUCCUCAGAGGGACAUCAGCCGCAGGACAGCCAGUUUCCAGUAUGAGUUGCUUAGCAACCAGAGCACCACAGGCCUGGACUACCAGAAAAUGGCCCUCGUAGAAGCCAUGUGCCGCCCUUGUGACAACAUGGAACUUCUCAUGGCUAUCUGCAGCAGUGACUUUGUGGUGAGAGGAUUGAUCCAAAACGUCACUCAUGACGUGAAGAAUCACAUGUCCCAGGUUGAAGUUGGUGUGCGGCGAGUCUACAGGCAGAAAAACCAGAUCUUUCAGCAAGAUAAAGCCAAUGGGGAGUGGCAUGGGCCCAUCAAAACCCUGCUGCAGUGUAAGGUGAAGAAAGGGGCUGGGGAUUUCCUCUUCACAGGCAAUGAACACUUUGGUGAAGCUUGGUUGGGCUGCGCCCCACGAUUUAAAGACUUCAGUGCUGUCUAUCAAACAGCCAGAGAAAGAGGAGCAAAUCCUUGUGAGUUUCAAUUUGACUGAUGAAUCAGUGCGUGAUGAUCAGGAGGAGAACUGAUUUCAGGAAAGUUCUAUGUAUAGAGGAGGAGAUUUUGAGUUAGGUGGAAUGUUAAAGACAUGUGUUUGCUUUAGAGAAGAGAGCCAGUGUACUCCAGGGAAUAGGGGCAAGCUUGUCCCAGAAAGACUCUGCUUCAAGUCUCUCCUCUAUCAUGGACUUGGCGUGGGGUUAUCGGCAAGUUAUAUUCUCACUACUCCAGUCUGUAAAAUGGGAAUAAUAGUAACUUACCUUACAAGGUUGUGGAGGACAAAUAAUAAAGAAUGUGAAGUAGUUUGCAAAUGAAA